Messenger RNA from Setaria italica (foxtail millet), 1472 nucleotides. Its product is annotated as alpha-amylase type B isozyme. Lineage: Eukaryota; Viridiplantae; Streptophyta; Magnoliopsida; Poales; Poaceae. Bases 1 to 1458 code for a protein of 485 amino acids. Gene Ontology annotation, molecular function: alpha-amylase activity; calcium ion binding. The transcript has 5 exons. Gene Ontology annotation, biological process: carbohydrate metabolic process. The record is from RefSeq and is a predicted model, not a curated record.
AUGGCUCUACCUUAUUUGCGAACUGGACCUGGUGGCUAUGAACGUGGGCAGAAUUCGUACCUGAAGCAGGUGUUGCUCUGCUCUGUGGUAAAAUCAAUGACUUGUUCUGAAAACAGCUCUGACUUCGAUUGCAGCGGUGAUUCAGCAGAGGCGUCGUCGUCCUGCCCGGGCGCCUGCGCCGGCAGCAACCGGCUGCCGUCGUUCCAGCGCGCCGGGCGCGACAGCGGCGCGUUCAAUUGGGAGUCAUGCAGCCAGGGCGGAUCAGGAUGGUACGACUUGCUGAGCAGCCAGGUGGACGCCAUCGCCGGCGCCGGAAUCACCCACGUGUGGCUGCCGCCGCCGUCGCACUCCGUGGACGCGCGAGGCUACCUCCCGGGGCGGCUCUACGACCUGAACGUGUCCAGGUACGGGAACGAGACGCAGCUUCGGGCCCUCGUCGCGGCGUUCCACCGCAGGGGGAUUAAGUGCGUCGCCGACGUCGUCCUCAACCACCGCACGGCGGAGCGCAAGGACGGCCGCGGCGUCUACUGCAUCUUCGAGGGCGGCACGCCCGACGGCCGCCUGGACUGGGGCCCCCACAUGCUCUGCCGCAACGACAGCUACUCCGACGGCACCGGCAACGCCGACACCGGCCUGGACUACCAGCCGGCGCCGGACCUCGACCACCUCAACGCCCGCGUCCGGAGCGAGCUCGCCGACUGGCUCAACUGGCUGAAGGCGGACGUCGGCUUCGACGGCUGGCGCCUCGACUUCGCUAACGGCUACUCCCCAGCCGUCGCCGGCAUGUACAUCAACGCCACCUCGCCCGACCUCGCCGCCGCGGAGAUAUGGACGGACCUGGCGUACGAGGCCGACGGCAAGCCGCGCGCCAACCAGGACGCGCACCGGCAGAUUCUCGCGGCGUGGGUGGACGCAGUGGGCGGCCCCGCGGCGGCGUUCGACUACACCACCAAGGGCGUCCUGCAGGCCGCGCUCAACUUCAGCGAGCUGUGGAGGAUGCAGGACGCCCAGGGGAGAGCGCCCGGGCUGGUUGGCCUGCGCCCAGCCCAGAGCGUCACGUUCGUCGACAACCACGACACCGGGUCCAAGACGCAGCACAGCUGGCCCUUCCCGCCGGAGAAGGUCCUGCAGGGCUACGCCUACAUCCUCUCGCAUCCCGGCAUCCCGUGCAUCUUCUACGAUCAUUUCUUUGAUCCGACCAUGAAAGACGAGAUAGCUACGAUGAUAAAAAUCCGGACGCGGGACAAGAUCGGGCCGACGAGCUCGCUGCGAAUCCUGCUCGCUCAACACGACGCCUACGUGGCGGAGAUCGACGGAAAGGUGGUAGCCAAGGUUGGAGCUAGGUACGAUGUCAGCAAGAUUGUUCCCCCAGAGUUCGUGGUGACCACCAGCGGGAACGAUUUCGCAAUAUGGGAGAACAGGUACAUUGAUUUCCCAAUUCUUCAUUUCUUACACUAGUCCAUCAACCCAUG